GGAGGGAUGUACCUACUACAGCUGUUAGACCAUCAUGUUUGCAGCGGCACCACCCUGCUCCUCCUCUCCCUCUGCCAGUCUGUCAGCAUUGCCUGGGUGUACGGUGCUGAUCGUUUCUAUAGCAACAUCACAGACAUGAUUGGUUAUCGUCCAUAUCCAUUAAUGAAGUACUGCUGGAGUUACAUCACUCCCUUCAUCUGUUUUGGCACAUUCAUCUUCUCUAUUGUCAAAUACUCCCCGCUGAAGUUCAGUCACAGUUAUGUCUAUCCACUCUGGGCCAACAUCUUGGGCUGGUUCAUUGCCACUGUCUCCCUCUCCCUCAUCCCACUGUUUGUGAUAUAUAAAAUGAUGCAGGGAGAAGGCACUCUUCGGCAGCGAUUCUUGCUGCUCUGCCAGCCUGUGGACGACCUCCCCAUGCCACACAAAUGUCUUUCUACACUGGGAACCAAUGGAACCACUGCCCACACAGAGCUUGAACCUUUAUCCCACACUGGGGAACUCACUCAGUAAACAAACAAGUUGUUCAGCUGUACUAUGAUUUAGUGUAAAUAGGGGCCAUUUAGUACAUUAAGGGGCAAAAAGGCAGUGUACCAUCCUAUCAAAUGUCUUUGGAGAUAUAACAAGAAGACAGCAACUGCAAAUAAAACAAUGAAAUUACCAUAUUCUGAAUUACUCAUAUUUUGUUAAAGAACAUAUUAGUUCAUAAUGAGUAAUGCUAUAUGGUAAAGUUAUUCUAAAACGUGUCUCAAAGGGUGUGUUUAUUGCUUCUCCUUCUGUAUUGUAGCAAUCUCAGACCCUGACAGGAUUACUUAAACAACUUUGGUUAGGUUAUAUGUUUGUAGGUCAAAAGAAAUUUGACAAAUAGCUUUAAUUAUUAAGAGAUUGGGAGUAAAGGUAAGGAAUUAUAUCAUAUUUCAGUUAAAAUUCUAAAUUUUACUAUUAAGUCGUUCGAUAAAUGCAGCAUCACAGUUG
Molecule: messenger RNA, 972 nt
Organism: Morone saxatilis (striped sea-bass)
Lineage: Eukaryota; Metazoa; Chordata; Actinopteri; Moronidae
Product: sodium- and chloride-dependent betaine transporter-like
Biological process (GO): sodium ion transmembrane transport
Cellular component (GO): membrane
Source: RefSeq, a predicted model, not a curated record